AUGCAGACAAGUACCGGUGCCGCAGGGGAAGGCGAGAAUGCAACCGCGUUGUGCAAAUUUUGGGCCAACGCCAAGUGCAAGGGAGGCGGCUGUCGCUUCCGCCAUGCAUUCCUCGACGAGGCCGAGCGGCAGCACUCGGCGGAGCUGCGGCGACACAAGGAGGAGCUGAAGCAGCGGCAGCACGACCCUCUCGACCCGUUCGAAGACAAGCUCCCUCGCUCCACUCGCGCGCUCGUGUUCGGCGAGUGGCUGGUGAAGACGUUUGGAGCGGAGCGGCUGCGCCAGGGGAGCGGAGUGGUGGACGUGGCGGGGGGCAAGGGCUACCUCUCGUUCCAGCUGCAGUGCGCCGGCCACGACGUCCCGACCACCCUCAUCGAGCCUCGUCCCGCCAAGCUACACCGCAAGCAAGUCAAGUCCCUCAACCUGCGCGUAGAGCGAUUGGAGGCGGAGACGGCCCGCACCAUCCUACGUGAUUGCUCCGCCGUGGUGGGUCUCCACUCGGACCAGGCCACCGAGCCGAUCGUGGACUUUGCCCUGGCCCACAACAAAUGCUUCGCGGUGGUGCCUUGUUGUGUCUUCCCCUCCCAGUUCCCCGACCGGCGACUAAAGGACGGACGGCGCGUUGUUGUGCCCGAGGAGUUCAUUCGCUACUUGAUGGAGAAGGACGCGCGCAUCAAGGUGGACUACCUGGAGAUGGCGGGAAGGAACAAGGUGGUGUACAUGCUCCCAUGA
This is a messenger RNA of Acanthamoeba castellanii str. Neff, 732 nucleotides long. RefSeq lists its product as uncharacterized. The record is from RefSeq and is a predicted model, not a curated record. The transcript has 7 exons. Bases 1 to 732 code for a protein of 243 amino acids. Lineage: Eukaryota; Discosea; Longamoebia; Acanthamoebidae. Gene Ontology annotation, molecular function: metal ion binding.